AUGGCUCCCGAGAACGUCAUUCUCUAUCAUUACUCGUAUUCCCCGUACGCUCGGAGGGUGGCAUGGUAUCUGACGCUUCGAGGAAUUCCUUAUGCGCAGUGUAUGCAACCGCCGACAAUGCCUCGCCCAGACGUGGCACGCCUCGGAAUAGAGUACAGGCGCAUCCCCAUCCUCUCCAUCGGCAGAGACGUGUACCUGGACACCCGUCUGCAGCUCAUCAAGCUCGAGGAGAUGGAGGUUUCCCUCCCCCGGCUCGGAGCAGAGCGGCCCGACCAGCGCGCCGUCGAGAGGCUCCUCUCGAGGCUCAUGACCGACGGCGGCGUGUUCGGCUGGGCCGCCUCCCUGCUCCCCAGGGACAUGCCGCUCCUCAAGGACCCAGCCUUCCAGAAGGACAGGGCCGAGUUCUUUGGCUCGCAGCCCCGGCCGGACCCGAGGCACGUCGCGCUCCGCGAGGUGGCGUCCGUCUUUGGCCUGCUGGAGACGACGCUCCUCGCGGACGGGAGGGACUGGGUCCUCGGCACGCCGGCCCCGGGCCUCGCCGACAUCGAGGCCGUCUGGCCGCUGCACUGGCUGGCGGGCGUGCCUGGUGCCCUGCCGGGGGACGUGUUCGGGCCGCGGGCGUACCCGAGGGUGUACGCGUGGAUCCGGCGCUUCGAGGAGGCCGUCCGGCGGGCGAGGGGGAGGGCGGGCAGGCCGCGGACCGUCGGCGGCGAGGAGGCGCAGCGCAUCAUUCUGGGGUCCGGCUACCACGAGGCCGAGGGGCGUGUGGACGGGGGGGAUCCCGAGGUCGUCGCGCUGGGGCUGGCCAAGGGGGACGUGGUCACGGUUGGGCCGACCGACUUUGGGGCCGCGCGGAGGGAUGUCGGCCGACUGGUCGGCCUGGACGCGGACGAGGUUGUCUACGAGACGGAGACGGAGACGGGGGCGGAGGCCGGCGCGCGCGGGCGGCCGGUGAGGGUUCACGCGCCGAGGCACGGGUUUCGCAUUCACGGGGUGAGGGAGGACGGCGUGAGGCUGUGA
Messenger RNA from Metarhizium album ARSEF 1941, 1020 nucleotides. Its product is annotated as Glutathione S-transferase, protein. Lineage: Eukaryota; Fungi; Ascomycota; Sordariomycetes; Hypocreales; Clavicipitaceae. The transcript is spliced from 2 exons. The record is from RefSeq and is a predicted model, not a curated record. The coding region runs from base 1 to 1020 and encodes 339 amino acids.